CGUACCAUCGCGCAUAGUGAAACCGAGUGAGGUGCGGUUAGACCUCAGCCCUUGUUUAGAGGUGGGAGAUGAGCAACCACGGGCUGUUGGUCUUUGGUUCUAUGAGACGGUCUGUGGAGGCUGGCUGUGGCGGUGAAGGAGGUUGUCCUGGAGGAGGGACAGGGAGACGGAGGUGCGACGUGGAAACCCGCAGCGCCGUCCGUUUCCGUCUCCUGAAGUAAACAAAUGAAGUUACGGUGAAACAAUGAAAGCAGACUUUCAGUUUUCAGAACAAUCUGAUCUGCUGACAUGAAAUGAGACUCGGCAAACGGAGUAAGAACUUGUAGGAAAAUUCCGUCGCCAUGGACGAGGGACUGACUAUUACUUGUAUAUCUGUAGCGAUGUUUGUGGGCACCUUCCUACUAGGAUUCAUCCCACUGUUGUUCCGACUCUCUGAGAAAAGCCUGCAGUUUGUGUCCAUCCUGGGGGCGGGUCUGCUGUGCGGCACAGCGCUGGCCAUCACCAUCCCAGAGGGUGUGGGCUUACUGGAGGAUUCGUGGAGAGAGUCUUCCUCUGAUGCUCCAUCUGGCCUGAAUGCUAGUGAAAAAAUGGCGCCUUCCACAAAGGGAAGCGCCCCACCUCGCUUUUAUAUCAGCGUGGCUUUGACGUUCGGGUUUACCUUCAUGUUUGUUGUUGAUCAGAUUGGAGGAUACAUUUCCACGCGUGGUCAAGCAGCACAUUUGUUGAAUAACAAACACAUCACAGCCACUCUGGGGCUGGUUAUCCAUGCUGCAGCUGAUGGAUUUGCUCUGGGCGCUGCCGUCGCCACAGGUCAAGCCACUGUACAAGUGAUUGUUUUUUUUGCGGUCAUUCUACACAAGGCUCCUGCUGCUUUUGGUUUGGUUUCCUUCCUGAUGCAUUCAGGCCUUGAGAAGAAAGACAUUCAGGGACAUUUACUGACCUUCUCAGCAGCAGCGCCCAUAGUUGCUAUCAGCACUUACUUCAUACUGCAGGCGACUGGAAGUUCCUCUCAUAACCAGAUGAAUGCAACAGGAGUGGGAAUGCUGUUCUCAGCAGGAACUUUCCUUUAUGUUGCCACGGUGCACGUUCUCCCUGAGAUCAGCAGUAGCAGCGCAGCAGAACCCUUCUCUAACCUGCAGGAGGAAACAGGAGCAGAAACCCACAAGGCAAGACAUCUGGGGCUCCUGGAGAGCCUCACCCUCAUCCUCGGUGUGGGGCUCCCAGUCAUAUUGGCCCUCAGCUUGCACGAUGACUGACGUAGAGUUUACUGUGAAGGAUGCAGAAUAAUACUUCCAAAACAAAAUCUUACCAAGUAUUUUUUGGUCUAGUUUCUAGUACAAAUAUCUUUUUACACUUGAAAUAAGACAAAACUAACAUACAACUAACUUUAGAGCAAGAUAUGGGAGGUGGUUUUAAGUCAGUAAUUUCUUAAUAUCGAUGGAAAAGUACUGCCUGUCGAACAAAACAUUAAAAUGUCCAGUUAUAUCUAGUACUUUCCGUCAGUAUUAAGGAAUUAUUGACUUAAAAUAAGUUCAUUUAUUAUGCUUAAAAGUUACUUGUAAGUUAGCUUUGUCUUAUAUCAAAUGUACUAAGAUAUUUCCAGUAGAAACUAGACCAGAAAUACUUGGUAAGAUGUAGUAUUUUUGCAGUGAAGAUAGAAUGAAGGAAAACCCGUCCACGUAUCUCAGCGUUAGGUUGUUCCUCAUGGGCGUGCUUCUGAUUCAUACUAACCUGACCCUUGAGCACUGCCACUGUUCUUGGAUCAACAAAGCUUUUCAGGAUUUGAAAGGACUUGGAUAUUUUAUACGCCGCUAUCCUUCAGUUGAGUUUCCAGUACAAGUAAACAAAACGAGGGACAUUUGUUAUUUGUUACGAAGCUAUUUAAUUUUUAAAAAACAAAACCGUGGUCAGGAGGUAGAUUUACAAGAACAAGAUAAUAAUUUGAUACUGUCAUGUGCACAGUAUGCAAUCUAGUUUGCACAGUUUGCACUAUUUUUGUGUUUAUUAUUAAGAGUUUGACAGGAAAAAGUGCCAAGUUGGAGAAUCAGAGAGAAACAUUCCUCCUCAUGAUUCGUCAGAAACAAACUCAUUGUCUUUUAUUUCUUUUCUUAGCCAAAAUGCCAAAUGUGACACCUGAACUUCAUGAAAAACAUUUUUAGAGCCAUAUUACUUCAUAACUUAUUGUUUUCAACAGUGUAUGUUUGAUUUAUUUUUAAGAAUGUAUUUUAAAAGUUUGGCUCUAUAAAGCUGUCUCUACUUAAAAUGUGCAAUAAUUGUUCAAAUAAACUGCGACACCAUAAAUUUAACACUGAAAAGUU
Messenger RNA from Xiphophorus couchianus (Monterrey platyfish), 2318 nucleotides. RefSeq names its product zinc transporter ZIP9. NCBI's taxonomy places the organism in Eukaryota, Metazoa, Chordata, Actinopteri, Cyprinodontiformes, Poeciliidae. The transcript is spliced from 7 exons. Bases 342 to 1256 code for a protein of 304 amino acids. Gene Ontology annotation, biological process: zinc ion transport; transmembrane transport. Gene Ontology annotation, cellular component: membrane. The record is from RefSeq and is a predicted model, not a curated record. Gene Ontology annotation, molecular function: metal ion transmembrane transporter activity.